Aspergillus nidulans FGSC A4 is the source of this 1335-nucleotide messenger RNA. Its product is annotated as putative L-serine dehydratase. The coding region runs from base 1 to 1335 and encodes 444 amino acids. Lineage: Eukaryota; Fungi; Ascomycota; Eurotiomycetes; Eurotiales; Aspergillaceae. Gene Ontology annotation, cellular component: cytoplasm. The record is from RefSeq and is a predicted model, not a curated record. Gene Ontology annotation, biological process: amino acid metabolic process. Gene Ontology annotation, molecular function: pyridoxal phosphate binding; L-serine ammonia-lyase activity; threonine deaminase activity. The transcript has a single exon.
AUGGGCAGCAUCGGCUUCGCCACCGCAACAACCACACAGAUGACGUCCACGGGGUCCCAACAUGAUUCCCAAUCCCAAACCCUGCCAACCUACAAAUCACCCUGGAUAAGAACACCUCUCGUCGAAUCCCGCUCCCUCUCCGCCCUUGCGGGCUGCCGCAUCCUCCUCAAGCUCGAAAACACACAGCCAAGCGGCUCCUUCAAGUCCCGCGCAAUGGGCAAUCAGAUCCUCUCACACCUGCAUAACCCCUCGAACUUUGGGAAGAGCAUCCAUUUCUUUGCGUCCUCUGGCGGAAAUGCCGGACUCGCUGCUGUCUGUGCAGCUCGCACCCUGGGCUUCCCGUGUACGGUGGUGGUUCCUGUGGGUACUAAGCCGCUUAUGGUUGACAAGUUGAGGAAGGCUGGUGCCAGGGAUGUGGUGAGGUACGGGGAGACAUUUGCGGAAGCGGGUGAGUACAUGAGGGAUGUUGUUAUGAAGAAUGGUGACAACAAUGAUGAUGAAGGGGAAGUGGUGAAGAUUGCACUCCAUCCAUUCGAUAACGAGGCGAUCUGGGAGGGGAACAGUACGCUUGUUGAUGAGUUGGUCGAGCAGGUUCCCCUUGUUGCAGGGGAUGCUGUUGAGGGAGAUGGGUAUGGGGAUAUGGCCCUUCCAGUUGAUGCAAUCGUGUGUAGUGUCGGAGGAGGUGGGCUAUUGAAUGGACUCGUCAUGGGACUUGAGCGGCGGCGGAGACAGCUGGCAAAAUCUUCAUCAAGAAAGACGGCGCAAGCAAGACCGACGCAUCUGAUUGCCGUUGAAACGCGUGGAACGGACUCUCUUGCUGCGGCAGUAGCGAAAGGUUCCCUGGUGAGUCUGCCGAAGAUCACGUCGCAGGCGACAUCGCUCGGUGCGAUCCGGGUUUCGGAAAGGACGCUCCAGUAUGCGCUACAUCCGCCGCAGGGUGUCAAAGUGCAUAGUACGGUGCUGUCUGAUGCAGACGCGGCAAGAGGCGUGCUGCGUCUUGUGGACGAGGAGCGGAUGCUGGUGGAGUUGGCUUGUGGAGUGUGUGUUGAGGCGGCAGUUGGCGAUGCUUGUCGGGCUGAGAAGACGAAGAAGAGGAAGAGGGGGUUGGAUGAAGGGUAUGGAGAUGACCGGGUGUCGGCGGGUGAGAGUGAGGGAGAUUUGUCAGAUGGAGGGGUGGCUGAGGAUCCCUUGCGGUCGCGGUUGAAGGAGCUGGUGCCGGACUUGAAACCGGAGAGCCGAGUAGUGAUAGUGGUUUGUGGAGGGAGUAAUGUCACUAUUGAUGCGGCGGUGGAAUGGAGGACGAUGCUGAACGAAGGAUGGGGGGACGAGAACUAG